CUCACUCGUUUACCCUCCCCUGUUCCAUACUUCCCCUAGCCCUCAGUUUUUCAUCUGUUAAAUGGGCCAAGUCAGAUUCUCUCUCCAAUUACACACAAGCAGUGUCUCCUGGCCCUGCUCCGAUUUUUUUCAGGGGCUUUGCUCCUGCAGUUGCACCUUUCUCUCCCGCAUCAUCUCUACAGGAUUGCUCUCACAACUGCCACAAGCUCUGCUGUUGCCCAUGCCUUUAAAGUACCUUGUCUUGACCAGGGUCAUCACGUGGUACCAAUCCUGAGGAUGCCAUGUAGGUACACACGGUGUGAAGAAUGAAGCCUGGAGUUGUACACCCUGGUGGCCCAGCCUUGGCCUCACUUGCCCCACAGUGAUGACCUCAUUUCUCUGUUUUCCUUCAUUUCUCUUUCGUGUUUUUCUAGAGUUCUUCACACUUGCUGUUUCCCUUCCCCUUUUCUUCCCACACCCCUACUACACCCUGGCUUCACCUCCACCUCGCCUGGUCAACUUGCCUGGUCAAUUCACCGGUGACCUCCAUGUGGUCACACUCAGUGGUCACUUCCCAGUCCUCAUCUUGCUCCAUCUCUCAGCAGCAUUCGGUGCCACCGGCCACUCCUUCCUUCGGCUUCUGGGACACCUCCCUCGCCUGGCUGCCUCUCUGGCUGGGUUCUGUCUCCUUAGCUGACUCUGCUUCCUCUAACUGAUAUCUAAAGUUUAGGAUAUCCCAGGGCUCUGUCCGGGGCCCUCUUCUCUCUCAACAUUUCUUUCCCAUGAGAUCUUUGUCUAAGUACUAUCCAUAUUCUGAUGACUUGCAAAUGUCCAGACCUCAUCCCCAAGCUCCAGAUUCAUAUAUUCAGAGCUGCCAAUUCAAUCUCUCUACUCAGAUGUCUGAUGGGUGUCUCGGAUUAAACAGGUCUGAAACCAACUCCUGAUGGUACCACCAUUUACCCACUUGCUCAGCCCCGUACCCAGGAGCCGUCCUUAAUUUAAUUCCUCCUUGUUCCCAUCUCCUAUCUCGAACCCUUCAGCAAGACCCUUUUCCCAGAAAGUAUCUUGAAUCAAUCCACUUCUCACUACCUCCACUGCCACAGCCGGGUGUGACCCAGUGUCACGGCUCACCUGGGCUAGUGCAGCAACUUCCUGUGCUCUUGCACUCUCAUCUCUACACUGCCGCUGGAGGGCUCUUUUUGGCCAUAGGUCUGACUGUCACUCCUGCUCCAAACCCUCCAAUGGCCUCCCAGCACACUCAGAAUGAAAUACACACAGAUGCUCUGCUCUGGCCUGUCAGACUGCAUUCUCCAACUUCCGUUGAUUACUCUUACCUUUGUUCACAGGACUCCUCUCUACACUUGCUCACACCAAGCUCUUUCCCUCUUCAGAGCCUUGAUGCUGAUGUUCCUCCUGCUUGGAACUCUCUCUGCAAUUUCCUUGCACAGCUGGCUGCUUCUCAUCUUUCAGGACUCAGCUCGGAUGUCACUGCUUCAGAAAGCUCUCUGCCGACCACCUCUCUACAAGCAGCCCCAAGCCCUCCCAGCCUCCCUUGACACUAUCAUGCUGGCUGAUGUCUUCCAUGACUGCACCAUCUUGGUUUUAAGUACUGUUGCUUAUCUGUUUCCUUUAAGAGUGUAAACUCCAUGAAGGCAGGAACCAUUUUUGUUGUGUUCACUGUUGUAUGCUGUAUGGUUUGCUCAAGUCUCUGGCACAAAGUAAAUGCUCAGUUGGAUACUCAUUAGUUGAAUGAGUAAAGGAACAAAUGGGUUUGCUUCACCAGUAAGGUAGAGAGCUGUGAGGCUUCUCAGAUUCUCUCUUCCAUUCUCCCAACUCCUUUCUUUCCCCUCUCCCCUCCCUAAGUCCCAGGGAGUGGGCUCCUACUGCUCUGGGCCACAGGGGGAUGCAAGGUAUUGUUUGGCUACUGUGCUGUCCUGUCCUUUCUGUCCUUGCUCCCGCCCUACUCCCCCAAGUUCACCUUGGGCCAAGGAGAAGUUUCCCUGCCUGAGCAGCCCAGGAUUCAAAGGGGAAUGGGGGAGCCCGUAUUGGGCUCUUGGCAGCCACCUGGGGUCUUGGGCCUGCUAUCUCCCAUAGACCUGCCUCCCUGACUGACAGAAUUCUUGGUUCCAGCUCAGCCCUCUAGGCCUCUCCCAGACCUUUCCCUGAACUCCCUGGGCACCCUCCUUUACUCCUGACUUUUUCUCCUUCUGCUUUGCCUCUUGUCUUCCUGCUCCCCCUCCUUCCUGGCUGUUCCCUUCCAGCUCAAGGGCCGCUGAGGCUGAGUUUGUGAUAUACCACUGCACUCAUCUUUGCUUCUCUCUGCCAUACAGAAGGUUCGUUUCCCCUGGAUAUUGGCUCUGUGAAGAAAAACCACGGUUUUCUGGACGAGGACUCUUUGGGGGCCCUGUGUAGGAGGCUGAUGACCUUGAAUAAUUGUGCCUCGAUGAAACUGGAGGUUCAUUUUCAAAGCAAGCAGAAUGAAGACUCAGAAGAGGAAGAGCAGUGUACCAUCAGUAGCCACUGGGCCUUCCAGCAGGAAAGGAAGUGCUGGUCUCCUAUGGGGUCCUCUGAUCUGUUGGCCCCACCGAGCCCUGGCCUGCCAGUGACCUCAAGCUGUGAGAGCGUCCUCACUGAGCUUAGCGCCACCUCUCUGCCAGUCAUCACCGUGAGCCUACCACCUGAGCCAGCAGACUUGCCCUUGCCAGGCCGUGCCCCCAGCUCAAGUGACCGGCCCCUCCUCAGCCCCACCCAGGGCCAGGAGGGUCCCCAGGACAAAGCCAAGAAGCGCCAUCGUAACCGUAGCUUCCUCAAGCACCUUGAGUCUCUGAGGCGGAAAGAAAAGAGUGGCAGCCAGCAAGCAGAGCCCGAGAGUAGUCCAGCCACCUCAGAGAAGGUCUCCAAAGCCUCAUCAUUCCGCAGUUGUCGUGGCUUCCUCUCAGCCGGAUUUUACAGGGCCAAGAACUGGGCCGCCACCUCAGCCGGUGGCAGUGGUGCCAACACUCGGAAGGCCUGGGAGGCCUGGCCUGUGGCCUCAUUCCGGCAUCCUCAGCGGACACACCGGGGUGAUUGCCUGGUGCACGUGCCUGGAGACCACAAACCAGGCACAUUCCCUCGCUCCCUGUCCAUUGAGAGCCUGUGUCCUGAGGACGGACACCGCCUGGCAGACUGGCAGCCAGGUAGGCGGUGGGGCUGUGAGGGGCGCCGGGGCUCCUGUGGCUCAACGGGCAGCCAUGCCAGCACGUAUGACAACUUGCCUGAGCUGUACCCGGCUGAGCCUGUAAUGGUUGGGGCCGAGGCUGAAGAUGAAGAUGAUGAGGAGAGUGGGGGCAGCUAUGCUCACCUAGAUGACAUCCUCCAGCACGUGUGGGGGCUACAGCAACGAGUAGAGCUGUGGUCUCGGGCCAUGUACCCAGACCUGGGACCUGGAGAUGAGGAAGAGGAGGAGGCCGCUUCAUCAGUAGAAAUAGCCACAGUUGAGGUCAAAUGCCAAGCUGAGGCUCUCAGCCAGAUGGAGAUUCCGGCCCAUGGAGAGUCCCCAGCCUGGGCCCAGGCUGAAGUCCAGCCAGCAGUCCUGGCUGCGGCUCAGGCUUCAGCUGAGGCUGAGCCAUUGGCACAAGAAGAGGCUGAGGCCCCGGUCCCAGCCCCGGCCCCGGCCCCAGCCCAGGACAGUAAGCAGGAGGCACAAUCAGGCGGGGAACCCACCUUUGCCUCUAGCCUGUCUGUGGAAGAAGGACACUCCAUUUCUGACACUGUGGCCUCCUCCAGCGAACUUGACAGUAGUGGGAACUCCAUGAAUGAGGCUGAGGCUGCGGGGCCCCUGGCGGGACUCCAGGCAUCAAUGCCCCGUGAACGGCGCGAUUCAGGUGUUGGGGCCUCACUUACCAGACCCUGCAGAUUUAGCCAAACCUGCUCCUCUGGGCUUCUCCACCCCUCUCACCGCCCCCCCACCAGGAAGCUCCGCUGGCAUAGCUUCCAGAACUCCCAUCGGCCCAGCCUCAACUCAGAGUCGCUGGAGAUCAACCGGCAGUUUGCAGGCCAGAUCAACCUCCUGCACAAGGGCUCGCUGCUGCGGCUUACCGCCUUCAUGGAGAAGUACACUGUGCCCCACAAGCAGGGCUGGGUCUGGUCAAUGCCCAAGUUCAUGAGGAGGAACAAGACCCCAGAUUACCGGGGACAGCACGUAUUUGGGGUGCCACCCCUCAUCCACGUGCAGCGCACGGGCCAGCCACUGCCACAGAGCAUUCAGCAAGCCAUGCGCUACUUGCGCAGCCAGUGCCUGGACCAAGUAGGCAUCUUCCGCAAGUCUGGGGUCAAGUCCAGGAUCCAGAACCUGCGUCAAAUGAAUGAGACCUCGCCUGACAACGUGUGCUAUGAGGGCCAGUCAGCCUACGACGUGGCUGACCUGCUAAAGCAGUAUUUCCGGGACCUGCCUGAGCCCAUCUUCACCAGCAAGCUCACCACCACUUUCCUCCAGAUCUACCAGCUCCUCCCCAAAGAUCAGUGGUUGGCAGCAGCACAAGCCGCCACCUUGCUGCUCCCCGAUGAGAACCGAGAGGUGCUACAGACCCUGCUCUACUUCUUAAGUGACAUUGCCUCUGCCGAGGAAAACCAGAUGACAGCAGGCAACCUGGCAGUGUGCCUGGCGCCCUCCAUCUUCCACCUUAAUGUCUCUAAGAAGGAUAGUCCCUCUCCCAGGAUCAAGAGCAAACGCAGCCUCAUUGGCAGGCCAGGCCCUAGGGACCUGAGUGACAACAUGGCAGCCACCCAGGGCCUGUCGCACAUGAUCAGUGACUGCAAGAAACUUUUCCAGGUGCCCCAGGACAUGGUGUUGCAGCUGUGCAGCUCCUACAGUGCAGCUGAGCUCAGCCCUCCCGGCCCAGCCCUGGCUGAGCUGCGUCAGGCCCACGCUGCGGGGGUAAGCCUGAGCCUCUACAUGGAAGAGAGUGUCCAGGACCUGCUGCGUGAUGCUGCUGAGCGCUUCAAGGGCUGGAUGAGCGUGCCAGGGCCCCAGCACACGGAGCUGGCUUGCAGGAAGGCACCGGACGGGCACCCCCUGCGGCUAUGGAAGGUGUCCACAGAGGUGGCAGCCCCCCCAGCGGUGGUGCUGCAUCGUGUUCUCCGGGAGCGGGCCCUCUGGGAUGAGGAUCUGCUGCGGGCGCAGGUGCUGGAAGCCCUGAUGCCGGGUGUGGAGCUGUACCACUAUGUCACCGACAGCAUGGCACCCCAUCCCUGCCGCGACUUUGUGGUGCUUCGGAUGUGGCGCUCUGACCUGCCUCGUGGGGGUUGCCUGCUUGUCUCCCAGUCCCUGGAUCCUGAGCAACCUGUGCCAGAGUCGGGUGUGCGGGCCCUCAUGCUCACGUCCCAGUACCUCAUGGAGCCUUGCGGCUUGGGCCGCUCUCGGCUCACACACAUCUGCCGGGCUGACCUCAGGGGCCGUUCUCCUGACUGGUACAACAAAGUCUUUGGGCACCUGUGUGCCAUGGAAGUGGCAAAGAUCCGGGACUCCUUCCCCACCCUGCAGACAGCGGGCCCUGAGACAAAGCUGUGAGCUUUGGGCUGGUCCCAGGGUGGCACCACCCAGGCCCCCUGGGCACCAAGGGAUCGAGGGAGAAUAAGAGCAGAGCAGCCCCCUGGGUGCCGCUGUCAGGAGCAGAGCCAGGCCCAGGUGGCUCCAGCUGCCUGUCCUGUCCCCAUUCCUAAAGCUCCUCUGCACAUAGAGGGGAGAAAAAGAGAAUUUAGGCAACUCCACUCCCCCUUCACCCCCAACCCUGUAUUCUACUCUCCUGAAAAGAGAAGAGAAUCGCAUGAGUAGCAAGACUGCUGCCACCAGCCACCUGCCUGUGAGGCCGCCACUUGGCCUGAAGCCUCCACAGCUCCCCGCCUGCAGGGGCAAAGAGGUCGACAGCAGUGUGUGAUCCCAGCUCUCUGCCAGACUGAGAGGGCAAGCCGUCUUGUUUGCUGCAAGGAUGCUUUUGAGGUUGGACAGGAGGUUCUGGUCCUGCCUUUGGGGCCAGCGCUGGCCCUGAAGUGUCUUUUUCAGAGGAAUUGGACUGGAGUGGAUGGGCACAGGGGUGGAGCGCAGGGCAGCCCCAGUCACCACGAUCUGUUUCAUUUGUGUAAAUACGAUGCUGAAUUUUAUGAGGCUGAGUUAAGAGUGGGCACUGACGGGCCCCUAAUAUGUGACAUGACGAUUUGGCAUAGAUUGGGAUGUGAGAGUGGAGAACCUUCCUUUCUCAAGUCUUGAGAUGCCAAUGAAACCAGUUUUCCCUGACUUGGGUUUCACACUUUAUCUACCACCCCGUGGGGUCCUGUGUAGCCUUUGGCCACGCACUGCCACUGCCCAGGCCAAGCAAAAGCAGAGUGUGGUUAAGAGACAAGGGUCUGUGUCAUCAUCCCUUUUGCUUAUGGUAGUGGGCUAACAUAACAGCCCCUUUCUCAAGCAGAGACCUGGCCCCUGGGCCAGCCAGAUGGAAGGGCCUAUCUUAGCCAGCUGGAGCUUAAGCCAAACCUGUUCUGUCCCACCGGCCAGCCAUCUUUGCUCACAUGGAAAUGCAAAUGCCAUUCAAAGGCCACUGGUGCUUUAUUUUUCUAUCUGCUGAGUAAACUGAAAUGAGAUGGGUCCCAACCACCACUGUAAUUUUCAAGCCUAUUUUAUUUGUACCUGUAAAUACUGUACAGCUAAUAUAUAUAUAUAUAUAUGUGUGUGUGUGUGUGUAUGUGUGUUUACGGAGAUACACACACACAUAUGUAUGUGUAUAUAUACACACAUAUAUGUAUGUAUAUAUAUACACACAUAUAUGUAUGUAUAUAUAUAUACACACAUAUAUGUAUGUAUAUAUAUAUACAUACAUAUAUAUGUGCGUAUAUAUAUAUAUACGCACAUAUAUAUACACACGCAUUUGCACAGACACACAGAUAUAUCAAUUCUCAUGAGUGUAUUAUAAACUCUGGUGGGGGCAAGGCUCUGGAAGGCCUAAGGGGCACUUCAGAUGAGAAUGGAGAGGUAGGGAGCCAAGUGCAGCAGGAUCCCUCAGAUCAAUAAAGCAUUACCAGAGAUGCA
This is a messenger RNA of Symphalangus syndactylus (siamang), 7039 nucleotides long. It is a transcript of the gene STARD8, whose product is annotated as StAR related lipid transfer domain containing 8. The record is from RefSeq and is a predicted model, not a curated record. NCBI's taxonomy places the organism in Eukaryota, Metazoa, Chordata, Mammalia, Primates, Hylobatidae. Gene Ontology annotation, molecular function: lipid binding; GTPase activator activity. Gene Ontology annotation, biological process: signal transduction; regulation of Rho protein signal transduction; actin cytoskeleton organization.